Molecule: messenger RNA, 1040 nt
Organism: Alnus glutinosa
Lineage: Eukaryota; Viridiplantae; Streptophyta; Magnoliopsida; Fagales; Betulaceae
Product: protein CMS1
Exons: 6
Coding region: 9-851 (280 amino acids)
Cellular component (GO): 90S preribosome; nucleus
Source: RefSeq, a predicted model, not a curated record
ACAAGGAAAUGGGGAGCGGGAAAGCGGAGAAGCCCUCAAAAAACCCUAAAAAGAAGCGGAAGCCGCUUGGCCCAAACAGAGUCGAGGCGAAGCCUAAGUCCAAGAGGAAGCGCGAGAAGAACCGGGCUGACCUAAUCGAAAGCAAAAGCGACAAUGAGAAGAGCCGAGACCAAGAGGUGCAAGCGGCUCCAGCGGCCGAGCAGCAGCUUAGUUUCUUCCUCGAUCAGUUUCAGUCCGCCAAUGGGGUCCAGCUUUCUUCUCUCGAGUUGGAUUCAAUCAAAGAUACGUGCAUUGUGGAGCUAUCUCAAGAUAUGGACCAAGAGGUUGAAAACUUGGGGAACCAUAUGAAGGCAGCGUUUGGCCCAUCGUGGAAAGAAUCGCUUUGUGAAAAGCAUCUCUUAGAAGGAAAAGUUGAUCCCGGGAGUCCCGCACUUCUUAUUAUUAGUUCGUCUGCCUUGAGAUCAAUACAACUUCUAAAGGGCUUUCGGUCGUUGACGAAAGAGUGCCAUGCCGCAAAGCUAUUCUCGAAGCAUAUGAAGGUUGAGGAACAGGUAUCAUUGUUGAAGAAUCGCGUUAAUAUUGCAAGUGGUACACCAAGCAGGAUAAAGAAGCUAAUUGACAUUGACGCUUUGGGACUCUCGCGGUUGGCAGUGAUUUUGCUUGACAUACACCCAGAUGUUAAGGGCUAUUCCUUGUUUACGCUUCCACAACUCAGGGAUGAAUUCUGGGACUUGUACAAGAACUAUUUUCACCAGCGCCUACUCCAAGGUGAUAUGCGUAUUUGUCUCUAUGGUCCAUUAACAAGUGGCACCAAGUCCAGUGGGAAAAAAAGAGGAGUUACUGAGGAUUAAAUAACACUAAUUAGGUACAAAUUUUGAGCCAAAUAUGUUACGCCUCAAUAUUUUUCGAUUUUGUUUCACCCAAAACACAUCUCCUUCCAAUUUGCGUUGCUAGUUUUUUCUUUCUUUCUUUCUUUUUGGUGAGUUUAUCUAUAAAAAAGAAAAUAGUUGGUGAAAUGAAAUAUUCACUCAUUCCUUCUC